Molecule: messenger RNA, 2622 nt
Organism: Lactuca sativa (garden lettuce)
Lineage: Eukaryota; Viridiplantae; Streptophyta; Magnoliopsida; Asterales; Asteraceae
Source: RefSeq, a predicted model, not a curated record
GGUAUCAGAAUAUUUAGAAAAGGAACUAAAACCCUAACCGUCUUUCUCUCCUAUCCUUCUGCUGUCCCUCUGCCGUCACCGGCAUCGCUCCCUGCCGCCGUUCUUCCCCUACUUUGUAAACAAACUGAACACUCAAGUUUCAUACAAGUGGAGGUGAAUUUUAAAGCCAGUAGAAAAUGCAGAAUGAUGAGGUUAUAUGGCAAGUUCUCAGGCAUAAACACUGCAGUUAUAUGGCCAAAAUUACUGCUGGAAUUUUUUGUCGGAAUGAGUACAAUUUAACUGGAAUUUGUAACCGAAGCUCAUGUCCACUAGCCAAUAGUCGUUAUGCAACCAUCCGUGAUCAUGAUGGAGUCUUUUACUUGUAUAUGAAAACCAUAGAGAGAGCUCAUAUGCCAAACAAGCUAUGGGAAAGAGUGAAACUGCCUCGCAAUUACGAAAAAGCCCUUGAAAUCAUCGACAACAAUCUGAUGUAUUGGCCAAAGUUUCUUGUACACAAGGCAAAACAACGGUUGACUAAAAUGACACAAAUGCGUAUACGCAUGAGGAAGCUUGCCCUUAAAACAAGGGAAAAGAUAAUGACAACUCCUAGAAAAGAAAAGAAGAGAGAAGCUAGAAGAGAGGAAAAGGCUGAAAAGGCAGCAGUAUUGGACAAGAAUAUCGAAAAGGAAUUGUUAGAGCGUUUAAAAAAUGGAACAUAUGGUACUGAGAUAGUUAAUGCUCAUGCUGAAGCAUUUAAUAAGUUUAUUGAACAAUUUGAGGGACCAGAAAUGGAUGUUAAUGAAGAGUACGAGAUGGAAACGGAAUUUGUUGAAGGCGAGUAUGAAGAGGAAGAUGAUAUAGAGGAUUACAAUGGCCUUCCAACCGGUGAUGAUGACGAUUUGGAUGAUGGAGAUGAAGAUGAUGAUGAGGAGGAUGAUGCUGAGGUGGCAGUGGAUAGAAAGAGAGGAAGGAAAGAUUCGAAAUAUGCUUUGAAGAAGCAGGAGAGAGAUGCUAAGAAGAAGAAAGGAAGAGUACUUGUUGAGGUUGAGCAUGAAGAUACAGAAACAAGGCAGAAGGCAAUUUUAUGAGUGGGAGACUUUAAAAGCUUUUAAAUUUUGAUGCUCUAAAAAUCAAGUUAAUGCAUUCGUGUUGUAAAAGUUUUGAUCUCCUUUUACUUUUGAAAUUCUUUUUCUUAUUUUAAAUUAAUUCGUAGGAUGUUUUUUCUUUUAUCAAGAGUUGUGUUUUUUUAAGGAGGAAAUUCGAGUAUUGUUGAAGUAAUUCAUGAUCAAAUGUUCUAUAAAAUACUUAAAGUAAAGAUGGUAUUUUUUUUUAAUUGGGUGUGUAUGGUAUGUAGCCUAUAGAAGUUUUCAUUUUAUUAGCUUUUAAGUAAAAAUAAAAAACUCGAAAAAGAAAAAAACUUAGUUCGAUAGUAGGCUUUUAGCUAAAUCAAAAAAAUUCCAAAUCUAAACUACAAGUUGUUUUUAACAAAAAAUUCUUUGUAAUUUUGCAAAUUGAUUUAAUUAUCCUUCAAAAAAUCAUAAGUUAUUUUAUGUAAUUUUACAUUUUUUAAAAUAUUUUAGCUAAUUUUUGUUUAACAUGUAGAUGCAAAUUAAAGAUCUAGCUUUCGGUUUAGCUUUGUUAAAUUAGUUCGAUAUUUUUCUUGUGGAUCACUAGUAAAAAGCUAUAUAAGGUCAAACUCAAUUGGGUGUAAAUACGUCCACAGUCUUUGUUGUGGAUCACUAGUAAAAGACUAACCGACUUAGGCCUCUCAAUCUCAAAUGGGUUUGUUGUAGGCCUCUCAAUUCGGGUAGUACUUUUGUUGAACAUUCACAUAAUUAUUUCAAACUCAAAUUCAAACCGACUUAGGGCCUGUUUGAUUUGAUGCUUACCCGGUCCGGUCAGACGUUUUUGUCUGACUCGGUCCGAUCAAAUACAGUCAGACUGUUUGACUUGUAUCUAACCCAAUCCAUAUGUCUAACUUGGUCCACAAAUAAUCGCUGAUUCGGUCCACAAAAACAUCACAACUGACCGAGAAAAAUCUUUUGGUUGCCCUUAUCCCAAAUCACGCGUGCUCCUUAACGCAUCUUCUUCUUCGUCGCUAAAGUCAUGAACGAAUGCAAGUCUUAAGCUUCAUUGCUUCCUCCUCAACUACCGACCUCCUCCUCCACGUCGCCUUCCUCCAUACUCGUCGCAACCGCUGUCGCCAGCCUCGUCCUCCGCCAUCUCUCUCCUUCAUUGUUAGUUUCUUGUCUCGUCCCCUCUUUAUCUCUGCAAAACGAUUUCCAAAUCGAUUGUUCAAAGACCUAAUUAUUGAUUGGAUUUUGUUGCUCUAAAUGGUAUUUGUAUUUCUCAGUUUCUAGAAGGACAAAAAUUCUUCUUUGAUGGAGCUCUUACAACCAAUUUGAAGGAGCUUCACAUGAAUCCAAAUGAUUUGAAAGAUGUAACAUCUACAACAGUUUGAUGUUUGUAUGCUAGAGCUUCACGUGAUUUUGAUAAUAAUGUUUGAUCUUGUUGUAAGGAUAGAACUCUACAAUGUGUAAUUGGUAAAACUAUAUCUAUAAUUUGUCAAGUUAAACGUGAAGAUGCAAGAACUCAGUUGUAUCAUUUAAUUUUUUGUUUGUUAUGAGAUUGCAUUUAGUUUUA